Molecule: messenger RNA, 1274 nt
Organism: Merops nubicus (carmine bee-eater)
Lineage: Eukaryota; Metazoa; Chordata; Aves; Coraciiformes; Meropidae
Gene: CRBN
Product: cereblon
Exons: 10
Biological process (GO): protein ubiquitination
Cellular component (GO): Cul4A-RING E3 ubiquitin ligase complex
Source: RefSeq, a predicted model, not a curated record
CAGAGAGUGAGGAAGAGGACGACAAUGAGAUGGAAGUUGAAGAUCAAGACAGUAAAGAUGCUGAAAAGCCAAACAUCAUUAAUUUUGAUACCAGUUUGCCAACAUCUCACGCGUAUUUGGGCUCUGACAUGGAGGAGUUCCACGGAAGGACAGUCCACGAUGAUGACAGCUGUCAGGUGAUCCCAGUGUUGCCCCACGUGAUGGUGAUGUUGAUUCCUGGACAGACCUUACCUCUCCAGCUCUUUCACCCCCAAGAGGUUAGCAUGGUGCGGAAUUUAAUUCAGAAAGACAGAACGUUUGCUGUUCUUGCCUACAGUAACCUACGUGAGAGGAAAGCACAUUUUGGAACAACAGCAGAAAUAUAUGCCUACAGAGAAGAGCAGGAAUAUGGAAUUGAAACAGUCAAAGUGAAAGCAAUAGGAAGACAGAGGUUCAAGGUGCUUGAAAUAAGAACCCAGUCAGAUGGAAUCCAGCAGGCUAAAGUACAAAUCCUUCCUGAGCGAGUGCUGCCUCCCACCAUGGCAGCAGUGCAGCUGCAGUCCCUCAGCAGGUGCCACCUGGUGCCCUCCUCCAAGCCCAGGGCCUGGCAGGACCGCGCCAUACGCCAGUGGUGGCACAAGUACCAAAAGAGGAAGUUCCACUGUGCAAGUUUGACAUCUUGGCCUCCCUGGCUCUACUCUCUGUAUGAUGCUGAAACCUUGAUGGAAAGAGUCAAGAGGCAGCUACAUGAAUGGGAUGAAAACCUUAAAGAUGAAUCUCUUCCAACAAACCCAAUAGACUUCUCGUACCGCGUUGCCGCCUGCCUGCCCAUCGACGACGCGCUGCGCAUCCAGCUGCUGGAGAUAGGCAGUGCUGUCCAGAGGCUGCGCUGUGAGCUGGACAUCAUGAACAAGUGUACAUCACUUUGUUGUAAGCAAUGCCAAGACACAGAAAUAACUACCAAGAAUGAAAUAUUCAGUUUAUCCUUGUGUGGACCCAUGGCAGCCUAUGUGAAUCCUCAUGGCUACAUCCAUGAAACCCUCACUGUAUAUAAAGCCUGCAACUUGAAUCUCAGUGGACGGCCAUCAACAGAGCACAGCUGGUUUCCUGGGUACGCCUGGACUAUAGCCCAGUGCAGGAUCUGUGGCAACCACAUGGGCUGGAAGUUCACGGCCACCAGGAAGGAUCUGUCCCCCCCAAAGUUCUGGGGCCUGACGCGCUCGGCGCUGCUGCCGCGCAUCCCGGAGGCGGAGGACGACUCGGGCCCUGACAGAUCUCCCCUGCUCUGCCUGUGA